Notolabrus celidotus (New Zealand spotty) is the source of this 5472-nucleotide messenger RNA. RefSeq names its product adrenoceptor beta 2, surface a (gene adrb2a). Gene Ontology annotation, cellular component: membrane. Gene Ontology annotation, biological process: adenylate cyclase-activating adrenergic receptor signaling pathway; norepinephrine-epinephrine-mediated vasodilation involved in regulation of systemic arterial blood pressure; negative regulation of smooth muscle contraction. Gene Ontology annotation, molecular function: norepinephrine binding; beta2-adrenergic receptor activity. The transcript has 2 exons. The record is from RefSeq and is a predicted model, not a curated record. Lineage: Eukaryota; Metazoa; Chordata; Actinopteri; Labriformes; Labridae. Bases 184 to 1440 code for a protein of 418 amino acids.
AGACACAUUAGAAGCAAGACUGCUCCACUGAGGGAGUGAGUGAGUGAGUGAGACGCACCGAGAUCAAGAGAGGCAGACGGUAGACAGAGGGACAUGUGAUAGGGAGUACUCUGCAGGAAGUAGGUGAAAAGUGACAUUUGUACUUUGCAUGGGAGGCAGAGAAUCAAACAACAACCUGUGGAGAUGGGAAGUACAACCCCCCCAGGAUACCUCAAUGUGAGUGCAGAGAUGAUCAACUCCUCCUUAGAUGCAGCUGUGAGCGAGGAGGGCUAUAGCGAGGCAACAAUGAUCCUGCUGGGCAUGAUCAUGUCGUUACUCGUCUUGUGCAUCGUCUUCGGAAACAUCCUGGUCAUAACGGCGAUCGCCCGUUUCCAGCGUCUCCAAAAUGUCACCAACUGUUUCAUCACCUCUCUGGCCUGUGCUGACCUGGUCAUGGGUCUCAUUGUGAUUCCUUUUGGUGCCUGUUACAUCAUCUUUAAGACUUGGCACUUUGGUAGCUUCUGGUGCGAGUUCUGGACUGCAACUGAUGUGCUCUGUGUGACCGCGAGUAUCGAGACCCUUUGUGUUAUAGCUAUAGAUCGAUAUCUGGCUAUUACAUCCCCAUUCAGAUACCAGUCCAUGCUGACCAAGUGCAGGGCUCGUAUCGUGGUGGUUCUGGUGUGGGUGAUUGCUGCCUUGAUAUCUUUCCUGCCCAUACACAUGAAGUGGUGGAUAUCUGAUGACAAGGAAGCCAAGGACUGCAUUGCAGACAGUAACUGUUGUGAGUUUUACACCAACAUGGCAUACGCGAUCACCUCCUCCAUUGUCUCCUUCUACAUCCCUUUAGUCAUCAUGGUUUUUGUCUACAGCCGUGUUUUCCAGGAGGCCAAACGCCAGCUGAAGAAGAUAGACCAAAGUGUUGGGCGUUUCCACAACAGUGACAACAGCAACCUUAAAUCUAUGGAGGCCAACAACGGGCGCGUCCACAAGAAGCCAAAGUUUUGCCUGCGGGAACACAAAGCCCUAAAGACGCUGGGCAUCAUCAUGGGGAUCUUCACUUUGUGCUGGCUUCCCUUCUUUCUGCUUAAUGUGCUGGUGGCCAUAUGGAAGGAGCUGCACAAUGACCUCACCUUCAGGAUACUCAACUGGAUAGGUUAUGCAAACUCAGCCUUCAACCCGCUCAUAUACUGCCGGAGUCCUGAGUUCAGAUACGCCUUCAAGGAAAUCCUCUGCUUGAAGAGGAACCGCCUCAGUAACUCCGGGCCUGUGAAUGGUUACAUAUACAGCAGGCACAGCUGGCAGAGCGAGCAGCAGGGGAGGAGUAAGGGCAGCUCGGAGGACAGUGACGCCAAUGAAGGGUGUCUGGGGAAGGGGGCGGGGGUCUGCAGUGUUGCGGACAGAUCAGUAGACCCAAAUGGGAAUUGCAGCAAAGGCAUAUCGACUGUGACGACUGCCCUUUAAAACUUGGAGGCCUGAGACUUGGGUGACCCAGUCAUGUUUACACUGCUAUCAAAAACUGUUUCCAACUGACUAAUGACAGCAAAACCAGUCCACCUGACUGGUGAAGUCUCCAGAGACUGCCUUGGAGAAACUGAACUGACCAUGCUCAGCUGAGGAAAGUAUCUCUCUUCCUCCUUUAACAGAGAGAGUAAAUACUGUAGGUAGAUCACUUUUCCAUUUGUUGCAUUUACAUUGAAUUCCCAUCUACCUCAUCAUGUCUAUUUUUUAUUUGCUUUGCUGGUUUCUUAACAAGUUCACAUUAACUCACUGGCCACAGGGUAGUAUCUCCGCUGUUUAUUAACUAAGUGGUGUGUGCAUUUUAGUACUGCUAAUCUUCUGGCUCCUGUUGAAUCCUUUUUAGAAUUCUUGGCAAAAUAUCUCACAACUAGCUGGAAAUCUUUUGAAUUCAAAUGAUGUUGGAGGCUGUACAGUAAAUUCCAUUCAUGCACGCCAAGUCAGUAUGCAUAGCGAGUUCUUCAGAAAAUAAGGAGGUCCAAUUUAAUCGCCUUUUUGGUGCUUUGUUCAAAGUCAUACAUUCCAAAUCAACCAAAGCUUUAAUUUUGCUUCAUUUCAUUUCCCCUUUCCGUGACGGAUUGCCUCAGUGUUAAAUAUGAUUUACAACGUAUUCUGCAGAACCUGUCUCUCCUCUUCACUUCUCUCUCUCUCUCUUUCUCUCCCUCUCUCCCUGCCUGUCUGUCUCCUUGCUGCUCAGAAAUGCUGUGAGGCCCCUCUCCCUGCUCAGGGUUUUUACAGCCUGUUGCAGGGAGUUUCUGGUGCCAGCAGACAGCACCAGAGAUAUGACAUUAUCUUCAUCUCACUGGUACAAACUGAGAAACGCCUGAGGCCAUCAUAUGUAAGUCAUAAGAUACAGCUGGCAAGCUUUUUUUUACACAUAGUGUUUGCCAGAAUCUUUUAUCAGCCCUGAAGGUGUUUAACAUAUUUAAGUGCCAAGCAGAUGGCUUUAUUGAUACUGGGCUUAAACUUUGGCAUUGACUAUUUAAAGCUUCUUGCUGUUAUAUGAUGACACUCAGAUGCACAUUUUUUUUCUAUCGCACAGCCUACCAUUCAUAUCAUUCAGUGUAUUUGGUCAUAAGUGCAUCAUGUAAAACAUUAUUAGGUACUUUGUUAAGAAAUUCUUUAAGUGUAAGGCUUAGUUUUUCUUGCCCCCAGUAGCAGUGGCAUCAGUUGUUACACAAGCCCUGUUUAUUUAUCGUGUUUGGUUGCUGUGUUUCAGUGUUUACUGAAACCAGAGAAGCUGUUUCCUUAGUCAUGGCGCAAGGGUACAAACCACCCACAACAAUAAACAGGGGCGUUGUUAUAACCGAGUGAUAACAAAGUUCCAGAAUCGGAAGGUGUCAGUGGCGACUUCUCAGGCCAAUAAACUGAGAUGAGAAGCUGAUCCUCAGUGCUGCACCUUUGUUGCUGCGUCCUGACACUUCCCAGAGCCUCCUCACAGUAAACGGAUGUAUGUAUCUUUAUGAAAUCAGUCCAAGUCUCCUCACUGUAAACCAACGUCUGUAUCUUUAUGAAAUCAGUCUAACAUUGGGAUCAGAAAGAAGUCCACUUAGCAGGGCCUCUGCCAUAUCACUGUUUUUUCAGUCAUUUUCAGAUGCCUUUUUUUGAUGUCGCUUGGUGUGUAGCCCCAGGAAAUUCACAUACCCAUUUGAACCAGACCCAAUAAACAGGAAUAAAUUCAUUAUCUCCACCGUUCAGCUGCAGAAUCAGAUAACUCCCUCCUAAGAACAACAUUGAAAUGGAUUAGUAGAUUACAAAGUAUAAAGCUCCAAAUCUGCAGGUCGUGAUGAGGUCUAAUGGGCCAACCUGAAUGACACUCUAUGAGGGAAGUCAUCUUUUGAGUUGCGCAAGCGUUAAUGGACAUUUAGCUCUUAGCAUGCAGGGCUUGAAACGGAAAUUUCACCCACUUUUAUUACACUGAAUGGCUUGCAAGAUCAUUAGGCCAAAUAUGAGCAAUAAAGGUGUUCUUGCAGAUGUAUCCCCCUUACCCCAGACGGUUUGGCGUUCUCUAGUAUGUUCCAAUCAAAGUGACAGCUUGCUAAAUAUGGCUACUGAAGGUAGAAGGAGGGGGGGUCUGUACCAGUCUAAAUCGGUGUUAGUGACCUGUGUUUAGUGCACGUAGCUUUGCCUCUGGAGUGAGCUCAGCUGACUCUGUCAAAACUGUGAACUUUGUUCCCUCAGAGGAACAUCUAUGUACUGUAUCUGUAUCUGUAGGUUUGCUUAGCACUGUUGUCAAAAGGCCUUAGAAGUAGACGUAACCACAGUGUCAUCUUACGUCAAUGUUUGCCACGUGAAAAACAAGCUCUCCACUUUGUUGAUCUUUUUCUGUUUUUCCUUUUCAUGGAUUUACAGCAGAGUAAAUGCAGGGGUUGAAUGUCAUUGCAACUUUUCUUCAGGGGGAUUUUUUAAUUCAGCAUUUUCACUGUACACCAAACACAAAGCACAAGAUGCGAGACCAAGAUUUUGACAGAAGACUAUCCAAGCAUUAACAUUGAAGUAUGACUCAGAGCUGGAUCAAAAAGGGUCACAAUAUCAUGUCAUUUAUAGAAGCACUUCACAGGUUAAUGUUUGCAUGUCUGAUAUGUAUUUUUGAUGUUGUGUUUGUGGACUGUCAUGCCUUUUCCUUUAAAAGUGAUCUCUUUAUGUCAAAGUGGAGCAGGUUGUGAGCUUUACAUCCACACUGCUCCCCGUUUGCAGUGGCCUCUCCUUGCACCUCAGCUCUCUCAGUUAAGAACAGUUUUAUGAUACACCUUUAAAGUAUGAUAUUCAUGCCUUCACCUCACCAGGCUAUAGGGAGCAACCCUGUUAUGUGCAAUGAGUCCUAAAUGUUUAACUGACACGACCACAUUCCAAGCUCAGCCUAUGGUUUGGGACCAUAUAUCAUGUCUGCUGAUGCAUUAAAUGAACAUUCAGUUCCCAAACUGAAGUUAGCCCAAGGUUACACAUUUAAUCCCUAGACAUAGUUAUAGAAAAUCUGCUGACAUGAAAGUGUGUUUCAAAGUGAAUUCUGGGUUACAGCAUAGCAUAUAAGAAUUAUAUGUCAUUUGUUAAUGUUAAUGCUAUCACUAUCAUUAUUGCUAAUAUUGAUUAAGUCCCCAUUUUGUACUUAAAGUAGCACUGUAGAGCACUUUCAUGACAUGUGUGUACAAUUUUGAACACUGAAAUCCAUGUCUGAGUUGAUGGACUAUAGAAAAUGUGCAGCUUGAUAGUUUUUCCUCUUUAUUUAUACCAUUGCAUUUUUGCAGGAGUUCUUUUUCCUGUUUGCAAAAAAAAAUAAACAAAGAGUGGCAAGAAACAAGAAUCUCAGCACUGAUGUUGUUGAAGGUUCUGUCCAAUUGAUGCAUGUGAAUGUAAUUUUCUUCUGAAGCUAAAUGUUGCUCUAGGACUCGUGAAAAUUAAAGAGGUGGUAUUGUUCUUUUUUCCUAUUUAAAAAAAGAAAUUAAGCUAAAAUGUUGGAUGUCAGUUCUAAAUGUGGGCAAAGUUUCAAAUUUUGACUUCAACAAUUGAUGAUUCUCCUUGUAGGCAGAAUUCGUCAUUUUAAAAAAGAGAAACACAACUUUCUGUCAUGGCAACAGUGAAGGAGGCUUCCAGAAUGCUAGGUUCUGAAAAGAGACUGCACCUGAAAUGAAGCGUUUCAGACAAAGGCUGAAAUAAACCUGAGAUAUGUAAUGAAUAUUUUGAGCUGCAAAUCAUGUAAAGCUAUAACAAAGCUAUCAGAGGGAUAAUAUAAAGACUAAAAAAUGAGCGUAAUACCCCUCUUUAAAUCUACUCAUGAAGCUUUUUCCAUGGCCAGAAUAAAAAAAACCUCAGCUGAAUGUUUACUUAAUGUUUGCCAGCUAUUUUUCCCACAACUUUUUUGUCACUGUUAAGGUAAUGCCUGUUAUAAAAUGUGGUGUCUUAUGGUAUUUAUGAAAAACAAGCAAGUGAAUGUGCUGUAAGAUUUGUACUGAAAUAAAUUGUCACAUGUAAUGUCCUCAA